This is a messenger RNA of Eucalyptus grandis, 780 nucleotides long. Its product is annotated as UPF0481 protein At3g47200. The transcript has a single exon. The coding region runs from base 1 to 780 and encodes 259 amino acids. The record is from RefSeq and is a predicted model, not a curated record. NCBI's taxonomy places the organism in Eukaryota, Viridiplantae, Streptophyta, Magnoliopsida, Myrtales, Myrtaceae.
AUGCCUGCCACUUCGCCAGAGCAUAGUAUAUUUAGGGUUCGUCAUCAACUGCGCAAAGUCAACGAGAAAGCCUAUGACCCAGAGAUCCUAGCUAUCGGCCCCUAUCACUAUGGAAAUGACAAGUUCAAAUUCAUGGAGGAGCAAAAACUGCGAUACCUGCAGCAAUUGCUUGAGAGGAGAAAGGAGAGGGUCGACAGGUAUAUGCCGACUCUCAGGGAAAUGGAACAGCGGGCGCGUAAUUGCUAUGCGGAAACCAUCGACCUCUCCCAAGAAAAGUUUCUUGCGAUGAUGCUCGUUGAUGGAUGUUUCAUCGUUGAGUUGUUCCGUAAGUACAAUAUGAAGAUACCGACAGACGAAGACGAUCCGCUUAUGCAUGAAUUAGGGAUUCAAAACAGCAUUAUGCGCGAUUUACUGCUGCUAGAGAACCAGCUCCCACUUUUCGUCUUGAGCAACCUAUAUGACCUGACUAAAGAUCCGGGCGACCAGAGUGAGGUCGGCCUUCACGCCAGCGAGUACUUCCAAGUCCCCAUGCAAAAUUGGACGAUUGGCGAGGAGAUGAAGCAUCUUCUGCAUUUAUAUCACACGUGGUGCACUUCUGGCUUGCCUAAAACGCUUCAGCCAGAUUGCAAACCAGUUAAAUUCUCGGCGACAGAGCUGAGGGAGUCAGGCGUCAGGUUUAGGGCUGCGGAAGGGGGUGAACUGAGCGACAUCAAAUUCGAGAAUGGGACACUCGAGAUACCGGUCUUGGAAGUAGAAGACCACACCGAAUCAAAAUUUUGA